AUGUACAGUAAAUUUGUAUUAUUGCUAUUAAUAGUGAAUAAAUUGUGGACAAAUUUCAAUGUAGACUCAUAUAUUCUGGGAAAGUCUAACUUUAGACACUUGAUUCACCAAAACGGCAUAGUAAAGGGUAUAAACAAUGUUAUUCAUAGAAAUCAUCCAUCAGAGGCCAGUGGUUCUCGACUUCGUGUCCAGAACAGUGAUUCUGUAGACACUUGCCAUAAAGGGCAAUGUUCAGUAACUUGCAACGCUAAUGGAACCAUACAAACGAGGGAAAAGUGCAUUGCUAUGAUGCUAUGCGGGGGUGUUGGUAAUAGGUUCAGUGAAUCCAUAGAUAAAGUCAAGAAUGUGACCGUGCCUGAGGGACUUCCAACGUCCAAACAGCUCAUAUCCAUCCACGGAAUCCCAGUAUUCUUGUAUUCUUUGGCCGAGUUUCUAAAUAGCUCCCUUGUUGACGAGGUAGUUAUUGCUACAAAUCAAUCGUGGUACAAGUAUAUCAUAGGGCAGAUUUAUAAACACAUUGAUUUUAUAAAUUAUAUACGGAACCCAAACUAUACAAAAAACAGUACAUUGGCAAAGGGCUGUAAAAACCCAGUCUGUAAAUGUGCAAGAGUAUAUAGACCUAACAUGGAAACAUGUGGAGAAUCGAUAGAUUAUAGCGUUUAUUCUGAUCUCGUUUCACUUGUUUACGACGUUGAAAAGGGCUCAAUAUUUGGAUCAAACACAAUUGAAAGUGUAGGUUCAAAACAGAAGUUGAUCACAUUCUGUGAAGCUGGUAGUGAACGGUACUUUUCAGUUUACAAUGGGUUAAAGCACAUCGAAAACUAUACAGAGAAUGUGCAACAAAAUUUUAACGCUAAUCACAUUGUAUUGAUGCAUGACGGAGCAAGACCACUUUUAAGAUUAAUGAACAUAAGAGAACUCGUAGAAACUGCGAAGAAGUAUGAUUGCGCAAUUCCCGGAUACAAGAGUGUGGACACCCUCAAGAGGAUACUUGAUAAAGACGGUAGUAGAAUUGUGGACUCUACUAUAGACAGGUCGAACAUUUAUAACAUCCAAACUCCACAGGCAUUCAAAUUUGGGGUAAUCAUGGAUUCUUACAAGCGUAUACUUGGUAGUGUUGAAGAUGAAAAGGAGAGUAACCAAGAUUCUUGCGCACCUUCCCUUAGCGACGAUGCGAGCUUCAUAGAGGAGUGUAAAAGUGGUGAUGUACAGCUUGUUAAGGGUAACAAAUUCAACAUCAAGAUCACUACAGCAGACGACGUUGAGCUUUGCAAGAUGCUGCUCUGGAAGACAUACUUUUCAUAA
This is a messenger RNA of Theileria equi strain WA, 1305 nucleotides long. Its product is annotated as 2-C-methyl-D-erythritol 4-phosphate cytidylyltransferase, putative. The transcript has a single exon. Bases 1 to 1305 code for a protein of 434 amino acids. Gene Ontology annotation, molecular function: 2-C-methyl-D-erythritol 4-phosphate cytidylyltransferase activity. NCBI's taxonomy places the organism in Eukaryota, Apicomplexa, Aconoidasida, Piroplasmida, Theileriidae. The record is from RefSeq and is a predicted model, not a curated record.